This is a messenger RNA of Clunio marinus, 931 nucleotides long. NCBI's taxonomy places the organism in Eukaryota, Metazoa, Arthropoda, Insecta, Diptera, Chironomidae. The record is from the annotation of a GenBank genome assembly.
UUUUAUUUAUUUGACAGUUUUUAUACACAAAAUUGUUCUAAUUACCAUAAAAGGGAAGAACAAAACGACGUUACUUUCUAAAUCUUUCAUUUUCAUCUAAACAUACUCCUUCAGUUUUAUUCAAAAUUUAAUAAAUAAACAGAAAUGCAGGAAUUUCAAAUUUUAAGAUGUUCGGAAUGUAAAACAUUUCAAGUUGACAUAGUUAAAAAGGCGAAAAAAUGGACAUGCAAGAUUUGUCAUCAAAAACAGUCUGUCAAGAACAUAUAUUACUCUACAUUUAAUGCAAAGGAAUGUCGCGAAAAAGUCGAUGAAAUAAGGUCAAAUAACUAUUAUUUAAAAGCAAAUGAGGAUGAGAUUAUUUUACAUGAAGUUAAUCAGAAUGUUGAUGAUUUUGUAUGGGAGCAGUCGAACGAAAGUUCCAAACCAAGCCCAUCAAAACUUCCUUCUAAAUGGUCCCAACUAAUAAAUGAAUGGAAGGAAGAGAAGAACGAAAAUCUAGAUAAGAAGAAACAUGAAGAUGUUAAAUUAGAAGAUUAUUCUAGGAGCUUCAAUGAUUCAACUAAUAAAUUAUUUUCAGAGAGGUUUCCAACAACUUCGAAACUAUCGAACAUUUCUAAAGAAAUCAAAUCGCCUUUGUAUUCCCAUCCAAAGUCAACGAUCCUUCCUAAACUGAUUGAUCUUCAUAAAACACCAUCAAAACAAAGUCAACUUUUUGAACCUCCAAUCAAGAAAGUAAAGACAAGGGAAGAUGAUGAUUUUGAGCUUUCGCAGGAAGAUUUAAAUGCCAUUGAUAGUUUAUCUUAAGUUCUUUUAUUCAUCAUUUAUAAUAUGAAAAAUUUUAAAAGUUCCAUUAUAAAUACCAGUAAUGUUGCAUUGAGUAUCCUAAAUAAAAUAAAAUUUAAAUGAGCCUUUAUUAUUUUUUAAACAUUAA